This is a messenger RNA of Passer montanus (Eurasian tree sparrow), 7733 nucleotides long. It is a transcript of the gene ZBTB41, whose product is annotated as zinc finger and BTB domain containing 41. Bases 560 to 3283 code for a protein of 907 amino acids. The transcript is spliced from 10 exons. NCBI's taxonomy places the organism in Eukaryota, Metazoa, Chordata, Aves, Passeriformes, Passeridae. Gene Ontology annotation, molecular function: protein binding. The record is from RefSeq and is a predicted model, not a curated record.
GGCGGCCCCGGGGCCCCGGGCCAGGGCAGCGCGGCCGCUCGGCGGGGACAGGCCUGGCCCCCGCAGGCGCCGGGGGACCGGCCCGGCCUGGGGAGCAGCUGGGCUGGCUUUGCCCUGCUGGGGUGAAACGGGAAGAGAAGGAGCUUCGGUGCAGGAAUAAUAACAAGAGUGCACGCCCGUCCCGGAGCGGGGCACAGGCUAAAUGCGGCCGGGAGCCGGGCGAAGGCAGCCCGGCCGCCGCCUUAGAGCUAAUAAUAGGCAGUGUGUGCUCGCUGGCUCGCAGCAGGCUGUGCCGCGGUCUGCCACGCAGAGAUUUUAGUGAUUUAAUAAAAACCUCAGUUACGCAGAUACAUAAAACUAACAGAGAAAUAUAGAAAGCGUUAUUUAAAAUUGAAGUAAUGUUUAAGUUAAGCUAAGAAUAAUUUUUAUCAUAAUUAUUUUGGCAGAGUAUGAAAUUACUGUUGUAUAUUUUCUUAAGGUCUGGAGCAGAACCAAGUCUUCACGGGAACUCUUUGGUAAUCACCUAUGAAGCUCCUGAUCCUGAAGUUGCACUUUUGCAAUGAAGAAAAGGAGACGGCUCGCUGCAAGUCUAAAUGAAAAGGUUCAUCUUGGCCAUGAGAAAGAUACUUCAGAACAGAUUCUUGUAGUGGACUGUGCGCAAGAAAUUGUUUCCAAGUCUGCAGAAAUAGCUCCUGCAGAUCAGCUCGAAUCUUCCCAAGAACUUUCACCAUCACCAGAACAAAGAAAGCUCCUAAGCUCAUUGCAAUAUAACAAAAAUCUACUUAAAUACCUAAAUGAUGAUAGACAGAAACAUCCAUCGUUUUGUGAUUUACUCAUAAUUGUAGAAGGAAAAGAAUUUAGUGCUCACAAAGUUGUUGUGGCUGUUGGGAGUAGUUAUUUUCAUGCUUGUUUGAGCAAAAAUCCAAGCACCGACGUUGUCACGUUAGAUCAUGUAACUCAUUCUGUCUUUCAACAUUUGCUUGAGUUUCUUUACACUUCUGAGUUUUUUGUGUAUAAAAAUGAAAUUCCAUUAGUGCUGGAAGCCGCAAAAUUUUUAGACAUCAUAGAUGCAGUGAAGUUACUAAAUAACGAAAGUGUUUCCACUGUACAGACUGAUGUGGUAACUGAUGCACCUACACCAGUGGAAACACUCAGUGAACUGACAGGUAAACUGUUAAAUAGUCAUCAGUGCACUUACUGUGGUCGAAGUUUCUGUUACAAGAAGUCCUUGGAAAAUCAUUUGGCUAAAGCCCACCGCCCCCUUUCCCUGGAACAAAAGCAUGGGUUAAAAAUGGUUGAGAAGGCCAGCUUUUCCACCAGGCGCUCCACCAGAAGCCGGAAAUGUCCCGCUAAGUUCGGUAUCAGUGACACUGACAGCGGUGAUGCCUCUGACAGCAACUUGGAAAAAGUCAGUUCUGACAAGGAGACAUCUGAGAGAAGUGAGUUUGAAGACAGUGAAGAAAGUGAGUGCAAUGUGGAUGAAGAUGGGCAGGAAGAGGAGAUGUCAGGUGAAGAUUCAGAAUCUGAAGAACAAAGUGAAAAGGAACAGAAUGAUGCUGAAGAGGGUUCUGAAGCAGUUGACUCAAUGGGGAAUAUUCCUGAAGGCUUAGCUCCCGUCAUCAUUCAAAGCAGUAGCAAAAAGCUGCUGCAGUGUCCCAAGUGUGACAAAAAGUUUGAUCGAAUAGGCAAAUACGAGAGCCACACGCGUGUCCACACGGGCGAGAAGCCUUUUGAAUGUGACAUUUGUCACCAGCGCUACUCUACCAAGUCCAACCUGACAGUGCACAGAAAGAAACACUCCAGUGACACUGACUUCCUUAAGAAGGAACACAAAUGUCCCUACUGCAAUAAGCUCCAUGCAAGCAAGAAGACCUUAGCGAAGCACGUGAAGAGGUUUCAUCCAGAGAAUGUGCAAGAAUUUCUUUCUAUCAAGAAGACAAAGAGUGAGGGUUGGAAAUGUGAUAUUUGUAAGAAAUCUUUCACUCGAAGACCUCACUUGGAAGAGCAUAUGAUCCUUCACUCUCAGGAUAAACCCUUUAAAUGUACCUACUGUGAAGAGCAUUUUAAAUCCCGCUUUGCAAGACUGAAACAUCAAGAAAAAUUCCAUCUCGGGCCUUUUCCUUGUGAUAUUUGUGGCCGCCAGUUUAAUGACACAGGGAAUCUGAAACGCCACAUAGAAUGUACUCAUGGGGGAAAGAGGAAAUGGACAUGUUUCAUCUGUGGGAAAUCCGUCAGGGAACGAACAACUUUGAAAGAACAUCUGAGAAUUCACAGUGGAGAGAAGCCUCAUCUUUGCAGUAUUUGUGGGCAGAGUUUUCGUCAUGGAAGCUCUUACAGACUUCAUCUAAGAGUGCAUCAUGAUGACAAGAGAUAUGAAUGUGAAGAAUGUGGGAAAACAUUUAUUCGGCAUGACCAUCUGACAAAACACAAAAAAAUACAUUCAGGUGAAAAAGCACAUCAGUGCGAGGAAUGUGGAAAAUGUUUUGGCCGUCGAGACCACCUCACUGUUCAUUAUAAAAGUGUUCACCUAGGAGAAAAAGUUUGGCAGAAAUAUAAAGCAACUUUUCACCAGUGUGAAGUCUGUAAGAAAGUUUUUAAAGGGAAAUCCAGUUUGGAAAUGCAUUUUAGGACACAUUCAGGUGAGAAGCCCUACAAAUGUCAGAUCUGUAAUCAGUCUUUCAGAAUUAAGAAGACAUUAACGAAACACAUGGUUAUUCAUUCGGAUGCUCGACCCUUUAACUGCCAACACUGCAAUGCAACAUUCAAACGAAAAGACAAGCUGAAGUAUCAUAUUGAUCACGUUCAUGGCUCUAAGGCUGCAGAAGAGGCAAUGGCAUCUUCUCCAGAGGAAAAGCUAGUCUCCAUACCAGUGCAGUACACCUCUGAUGACAAAGUUUACCAAACUGAGGCGAAACAGUACGUAGAACAGUCCAAAGCAUAUCAAUCAGAAGCCAAAACUUUGCUGCAGAAUGUAUCCCCAGAAGUGUGUGUGCCUGUGACUCUGGUCCCCGUGGCCAUGCCAGACCCCCAAGCAGAGCUGGUGCAGCACAGUGCUCAGUCCCACGGCAUCCUUCCCCCGCAGCCCGAGCAGCCGGAUUAUCAGCGAGCCACGGAGCUCUCCUUCCUCGAGAAAUACACCCUGACUCCACAGCCUGCAAACAUUGUCCAUCCUGUAAGGCCUGAGCAGAUGCUGGAUCCUAGAGACCAGUCAUAUCUUGGAACUUUACUGGGGCUAGAUACAACUCCCACUGUACAGAAUAUUUCAAACAACGAACAUUCGUGAUCAGACCAUAACAUUCCACCGAAUUUACCGAGCCAUCGGCCACCAGAAGGCUGAUGUGGCAACUAAGAUUUAUAUUUUAUAUUUUAUUUGGACUCAUUAAGUCUCCUGCAUAGUUUUGGGAAAACAAUUUGUUUACAUAAUAUUUGAACAUUUAGGCACAAUUUGAUGCAUAUGAAAGAGUGUUUCUUGUGAUUUUAAGAGUUUUUAAAAAUCUUAUAGAUGGUCUUUUAAAAAUAAUGCUCAGAAAUAUCUUUUAAGGAUAGUGGCUGAAAAUGUAAUUACAUAUCGGGCUAUUAAUUUAUAAAAAUUGUUUGCCUUUCUGCAUCUCACUUUGAGUUAAUGCUUUAAGUGGAAUAGAAAGCAUUCUAAAAGAAUAAGGACUAUUUAAAAUUCAUAAAAGUUUCUAAGGGCAGGCAGGGCGAUGAAACACAAACUUUGAAUUAUGUUUCACACAGAAAUUAAUAUAUAAUUUUCUUGAUCCUGAGGCAUUUUUGGAGGAUUUUAAAGGUGGCUGGACUGUGGAGCCUAGCCAGUGAACACAGGCACUAGGUUCUUCUGAAAAGUGAUUUAUGAUACUUUAUGAAGACACUAAACAAGGUGUUCAAUGAUCCCCCUGAGUACCUAAAUUUGGCCUCUUAGUUCUUCUUUGAUCUCUAAUAUUGAAUAAUGUGGGAAGAGCUAGACAAUGGUAUUGUCAAUUUUCUACACUUAGUUCUAUAUAAUUUUAAGAUGCAUUUUUUCUUGCUUUUUCAAUCUUCUUUGUCUUCUAAAGUGUACCUCACACUCUAACUUCAAAAGAAAUGGGAGGAGUAUUUGCAAGGUCAUUUUAAACCAUGAACAGUCACAAAGGGUUGGUAUGCUAAAGCAUAAAUGAUAUCAGGGUCCCACAUUAAUGUGCCCAUAUUCAGGUUAUCUGUGAUAGAGGAGAAAUUUAAAGACUGUUCCAGAACAGUAUUUCAUUUCUAUUUAAAAAAAAAAAGAAAAUCAGUAAUGCUAAAUCUCUUGUGAGUUGCUAAUUGAAUUGUUUUGUUUCUUACUUUCUUGUACUGUGUUUAUAAACCAAAGUUAAACUCUUGAGAGUAUUCUAUGUCUAAUUAUUUUUAGCUCUUUCUUUACUAGACAUAAGGGGUUUUUUUCAAAAAAACCCAGUUGGAAUUACAAGUGGUGUCACCAUGAAAUCUAGUAUAGUUUAACCUCAUCAAGCUUUCUCUUUUAAGUGUACUUUAAAAAUAAUUACUCUGUGUUUGUUUGGUGAAUAUGAUGCCAAAGAAAGUAUCUGAAGUAACUAUAAUCUUCAUAAUUCCUCACAAGAAUUGUAUAAUAAGAUUUCCAUCCUACUAUGAAUUAAGAUUGAAAUUUUUCUCCAGUUUUCUCUAUUCUUAAAUUAUUAUCUGAAAGAAUCUUUAAAAUGGGAAACUGGAUUUAUGUGUAUUGCUGUAACUGUUAAAUUUAUUCAGUGAGCUGAGCACAAGGGAGUUGUGAUGAGGUGACUCUCUUAUCACAGUUCUAGAAACUCUAAAGUGGCACAGAUCAUUUGAGAUUGUAUUCAGAUACUUUGGUGUUAGAUUCUAUUAAUCAUCUACUUCAGUGUUGAGCAGUUUGCAGGAGAGGGGCCAGAACUGCCUGAAUGUUCAUAUUUUGAAGCUUGUACCCUAAUGGAUUCUUAACCUAAACACACCAAAGAUUUCUGUUAGCUGUUAAAUAGUGGCAGAGUUAUAGAAUUGUAAGUGUUAUCAAUAUUUAAAUAGGACUUAGCCAAAGAAGCACAAUAGAAGUCCUAAACUUUAAAAGUUCAGUUUCUAAAACAGGACUACAUAUGUUUAACUGUUCUAUGUUUGUAACUCUAAAGUAAAAUUUAGAGCUGUGCUCUGGGAAUGUUCAGACUGACAUGCUGUAAAUAGAUCUGGGAAGAAGCUGAAGACUAGCAAAUACACAGCAAUAACAAGGCCAUUGAAUGCCACUUCUGAAAGGACACUAUCAAGUACUACCCUUUCUGCUUUCUCACUCCACCUUUCAUCUCCUUUCAAAAUAAAACUGUUUCUGUCACCUUUACACUCCAUGGCUUGAAAAUGGCUGGUUUAUGUGUACUUUUCAAGUCUACAUGUGUGUAUCAUACUUAUACUAUUCAUGUGCACAUGAAACAUGAUUUCUACUGCAUUUGUAAGUGUACUGUUGAAAGUAACCCAACAUCAGUGGUGUCAGUGCAGUGCUCAGACUAAAAGCCUAAUUCUUUGUUAUUUCUUGUCUUUUCUGUCUUACAGUAGAAAUGAGUAUUGUGGGUUUUUGACAAAACAGUAGUUUCAAAGUGAUUGGUAAAUAAUUGUUACUUUUAAAGUCCAGUCUGUUUGGAAGGCACUCUAGGAAAACACUGAAUUGGAAUUUGGAGCAUAUUUACUUGAUAAUGUCCUUUUAAAAAUUCUUUCAUGAUUGUGCCUUUUAUAUCUAUUCUAAAGAAUGGCUUUUUUCUCUAGUUGAGUUGUUUAUUCAGAAAAUGUUAAGGUCAAUAACUUUCAAAGGGCUCCAUGUUUGUGCAUGCCCAACAAGAAAUGGACUAUAAAAGGACUCGUUUUUGAGAAAAAUGAGUGCUUUUUGCUGUUUGGGUGACCAGAAUUAAUAGUCAUUCCUGGAAAAAAUUACCUACUAGUUCUUUGGUGUUCUUUUGUUUGCAGAUAACCCUACUAGUUAGUGUUUGUACCUGCUGGUCAGGCUGGGUCAUUGCCAGUUGACAGUGAAAGACAAUAGGAAAGCUUAUGUGCUAGAUACAUAGUUUUUAUUUUUAUUUAAUAACAUGAGCUAUAAUUUGUAUGGCUUUACAUCUACUUAAAAUUCAUAUAUGAGCAAAGUAAAUUUUAAUGGGCUGGGACUUCGUUUGGUAGGUGAGAGGAUCUGGUUUCUGCUUGGUAGAAGACAGUCCCUGCUAGGAGGACUGGGGUUGAGGGGCAGAGGGCUGCACCUCUCAGCUCAGGGGCUGGAGCUCCUCAGUGCCUGCUCCCCCCAUUCAGUGUGUGCUCAUCAGAGUGUGGGUGCUGUUGAUGUGGAGGGGAACUUACAAGGAAUGUUUUAUCAGGCAGUCCCUAGACCAGUUGAGUGUUUGUUGCCAAAGAAGGAAGAAGCAGGUGUCUCUUAAAAAGAUCUGGAAAGAGUGUUUAGUGGCACAUUGCAAAAAGUUGAUCUUUUCCACAUGCUGAACUUUGGGAAGAAAAGUGGAGUCUGUGCUGGUACUCCAGGCUGCUGCAUGAUUCUGAGAACUUAGUGCACUCGUUCUGUUCAAACAUUAAAUUCUGUAUUUUUUUGCUAUACAAAUUUGCUAUACAAUUUCUGGUUGUAGACUGAGUUACUGCCUUUAAUUCUUUCAAUGGGUUUUAUGUUCAGUUUAUUUAUUUGUAUUGGAAUUUCCUCUUUGAGCACUGACACUUUUCUUACAGAGGUGUAUCCCUCAUGGGUUCUUUUCACGCUGAACAUCAGUCAUUGUAAUGGUGAAGUUAUUUUUCUGUAAGGCGGUGGUUUCCUUAAAAACACAGUGCUACUGUUGUCUGGAUUAUAAUCCCAGUAGUUGUUCCUAAAAAUGGGUCAUGCCAGACCACAAUGACAAAAGAUGUAUUUGGUGUCAUCAAAGAGCUGAGCUUAUUUCCCUCUGACAAAUGUGAAAGAGCCUCCAGAGCUGAAGAAGGCUUCCAGGGAGUCGCCUCACAAUGUGCUUGAUCGAACAGGAAACGUGUUAUGGACUGCUAAGGAAUAAAUGACCCUCAAGCUUUUAAUUUAAAACAACUUCUCUGUAGCAGUUCAUGAAUGUAGAAUUAUGAAUGAAGUCUGUAGAUGAAUAGAGGUUUUUUUUUUCCCCUGGUAACAAUAAAAAAUAUGUGACAUUUCUUGUGGAACACACAAGCGUACCCGAUCCAGCCUGUGUGUUCCCCAUACGGCUGGGGCUGAAGGGAAGCAGAGUGCAUUUAUCUGUAGGUCCUUGUGGCUGUUGUCCUGGGGGAUCUUGCUCUACAGCACAGUCUCACAACAAUUUGGUUAUUUCAUCCUGUGCAUCCAAGAAUGUCACUGGCAGAAUGUAAUGCAGGGCAGUCACCUUGCCUAAGGCCGAAAGGGAUUUUUCAUGGUUUAUUAGAAAUGUUUUUGUUUAUAAGGUUUUGAUGGAUUAAAGGUUAAAAUGACAAAAUUUUUUUAAUCCCCUAUAACAGUUUUGGUCAUGUUAAAUGUUGGUCCUUUUAUAUGAAAGAAUAGGGUGAAAAGAACUCAAUAUUUUGUCACUCAUAUAUUGAGAUAAUGUGUUUUAGAUGUCAUCUGUACAGGUUAGUAUUUUAGAUGGAAGUCUUUAAAGUUGUCUUUUUAGGGGAAAUCCUUUGCUGUAAGGAAAAGUUAGGAAGUGUACUGUAAAUGUGGAAGUACUCAGUCCUAUGUGUAAUUUUGUUUGCUAUGGAAAAGUAAAGCUCUUUUGUCUUAA